Messenger RNA from Trichophyton verrucosum HKI 0517, 306 nucleotides. RefSeq lists its product as uncharacterized. The transcript has a single exon. The record is from RefSeq and is a predicted model, not a curated record. Lineage: Eukaryota; Fungi; Ascomycota; Eurotiomycetes; Onygenales; Arthrodermataceae. Bases 1 to 306 code for a protein of 101 amino acids.
AUGCUUGCUAAACGAUAUCAGGCCUUUGCGUCUGGUGGCGCACAGAAAGAAGACGCUCGGCUUGCAAAAGAAGCAGAAAAACUAGCACUGCAAGAAAACCUACGGAAAUUGGAUAAGGAAGCUUUCACGGAUUUAUUUGGGGAUGAAAGCUCAAAUAAUCCUCUUACAAUUGAUAAGGAAGAAAAAUCAGAAAUGAUAUCGGAUGAGAGCGGUGGUAUUAGGAGGAAGUAUACCCAAUUCUACUCAAACUCCCUUCCUGUUAUCAAAAAUACCAGUGGCAGGAAGUCGUCUAACUUACUUGAUUAA